Molecule: messenger RNA, 813 nt
Organism: Trichoderma harzianum CBS 226.95
Lineage: Eukaryota; Fungi; Ascomycota; Sordariomycetes; Hypocreales; Hypocreaceae
Exons: 2
Coding region: 130-663 (177 amino acids)
Source: RefSeq, a predicted model, not a curated record
GUAUAAACACCGAGUUAUGGACGAGUUCUCGUAGGUGCAACAUUGGCGCCUGGUACACUCCCAAGGGGCAAGCGGCCCAACAGACCCAGCGGAGCCAAGCUCGCAUCGCCUCCAUCCCUGUCCCUCUUCAUGUCUGUCAAUCUCUCGCCCAGUCGUCCGCACCGCUUCAGGGCCUCGUGGGGGCAGCUAGCCGCUAGGAACAGCGCCUCGUGGGUGGAUCGGGUGAGCUGCAAGCCCCCUGUAACUUGUAAGUGCCAAGUGCCAGCGGAACCGAUGCGCCAGGGGGGGAGGGUUGCACCAAACAGGUAUCGUACACAGGUUGCGUCGGCCGCCCUAGUUACUGGUACCCGCAGUGCCCCUCGCAUUCCGGUGUGGUCCCUGGUACUCCAUACCUCUGGAUCGGAUGCCAUGCAUGACUUUUUUUGGACGGCAUUGAAUGUUUUGGGCGCCGUUCCCAAUUCUGAGCCAUCUGAUCUUUUUUCUUUUUUCUCUUUUUGUCUCUCUUUCGUUUCUUUGGUUUGUCAUUUUCAUUUCGUUUCUUGUUUUUCCCUAUUAUUCAUUUGUUUCUUUUGUCGUUUCUUUUUCCACUGUCUCUGUUUCUGUUUUCCGUUUUCGUCUUCUUUUCCUAAACCCUCUUCCGCCAUCUCUUCCCCCCUGCCCUAGAGGCAGCCUCUCUCCAUCCUCCUCAUCCAAUUCUCCCUUCAAAAACAAUUCCGCUGUUUGGAAUUCACAUUUCACCUCAGAAAUCAUGGCCGCCGGUGUACGGACAUACACAGCUAUCCUUGCUGGCAUCUGCUACUUCGUCACGAUUCC